Scleropages formosus (Asian bonytongue) is the source of this 2200-nucleotide messenger RNA. It is a transcript of the gene aatf, whose product is annotated as apoptosis antagonizing transcription factor. Gene Ontology annotation, biological process: regulation of transcription by RNA polymerase II. Gene Ontology annotation, cellular component: nucleolus; nucleus. NCBI's taxonomy places the organism in Eukaryota, Metazoa, Chordata, Actinopteri, Osteoglossiformes, Osteoglossidae. The coding region runs from base 12 to 1703 and encodes 563 amino acids. The record is from RefSeq and is a predicted model, not a curated record. The transcript has 12 exons.
GCUGAGACGAAAUGGCGGCGUCCAUAUCGCAGCAACUCGAGGAGCUCUUAAAUCCUUUACCGGCGUUUCUGGACCCCGAGGACGACCAGGAUGAAGAGACUAAAGCCAAGGUGGUGGAGAAGUUCAACGAAGGGGAAAAUGAAGACGAAGAUGGCGCCGUCAGCGGAUUGCGGAAGCGUGCUUCCGCUCUGUUGUCCGAAACAGAUCGCCGGUACUGGGGGAAAGCUACAUCACGGGAGAAGCUGCGCAGGGAGGCGGAAGGAUCUGGAAUGGAAAGUGAGGAACUGGAGGAGGAUGAUAUGGAGGAAGAAGACGACGGUGAUGGCGACACCUGUGAUGAUGAAGAUGAUGGGGAAGAAGAGGAGGAUGAGAGUGUUGCAGGUAGCGAUGAGGACAGCCCCCAGAUGAAGACCCUGGUGAAGAAGAUGAAAGGGGCAGACAUUACCUUCCCCAGCGAGACAGACUUUCACAAGUUAACCGAAGGAAUGGAUGAUAUUGGAGACAGUGAGGAUGAGGAGGAUGAGGAGGAUGAUGAGGAAGGAGAUACAGGGGACGAGGAAGAUGAAGAUGAAAGUGAUGUGCACGAUGAUGAGGGUGAUGAAGAGAUGGAGAAAGGCGAUGCGGACAAAGACGACAGCGACGUGAUGACGUUUUACAAAGACAAGGUUGACGAGGAGGUGGAAAAAGGGAAAGCGGUCAAAAAUCAACUUGCACUCUGGGAUCAACUUCUGGAAGGACGAAUCAAAUUGCAGAAAGCUCUGGUGACGGCCAAUCAGCUGCCGCAGCCACAGACCUUCCCCCUGUUCAAAACUAGGGGUGGAGCCGACUUCACCGGAGCCUUAAAGAACAGUCACAAGGCCCUGAAGGCCUUACAGAGAUCCUUGAUGGAGCUACAGGACCUCCUCUUCCACCAGAACCCAGACACCCGCCCUAUUGCUCUGGGGAAGGCAGCCACGCGCAGUGAAGAUGAGGAGGAGCACUCUGAUCAGGAGGGAGAGGAGGAGUCGGUGGCACAGGAGCAACGGCAAACGCUUCCGAAGCGUAAGAUGGCCAUGGUGGAUUACCCUGACUUCAUGGCCAAACGCUUUGUUGCCUUCCAGCCGUACCGCGACGCCACGCUGCAGAAGUGGCACGACAAGACCCGCCUCGCCAUGGGCAAGACAGGCAAGGGCUUUGCUGCCUUUGACCGGAACAUCCUGACCCAGGUGGAGCAGGUCCUCACCGACUCGGAGCGGCUCAUCCGCCGUACCCAGACAAAGCGCUCCGAGUACAGGAUCCUGGGCAAGCCUGACACUGACUCCGCCCCUGUCCCUACCCCUGCCAGUGGAGAGGGGGAAGAGGUGGGGCUGAAAGCCAACAUCCAUCUCAAAGAUGUGGAUGAGGAGAUCUUUGACGACGACGAUUUCUAUCACCAGUUGUUGAGGGAACUGAUCGAACGUAAGACGAGCGCCGUUGACCCCAACGACCAGGUGGCUAUGGGCAGGCAGUGGCUGACCAUCCAGAAGCUACGCAGCAAGAUCAAGAAGAAAGUGGACACCAAGGCGAGCAAAGGGCGCAAAGUCAGGUUCCAUGUGCACAGCAAGCUGGUGAACUUCAUGGCACCCAUUGACCACGACUCGAUGAACGACGACGCGCGAACGGAACUCUUCCGCUCGCUCUUCGGGAAGACCUCCCCAGCAGAGGAUGCGUUGGCGCGGGAUUGAGGCUCCGCCUGUGACGCUAUACUUCUCCCGCCGGACCCCCAGCAGGACACUCGAGGAGCACUCUGACUCUUCUUCGCCUCAGUUGUCCUACUUAAGGCUCCGCUCCUCCGCAGUCACCCAGUUGUCACCCCGAGCAACAGAGCGCUGCGGAAACCGAACGCCUCCACGGUACCGGUGGAGCGCCGAGUCCUCCUCAGUCCCACAAGGCCUUGCUGUCCUAUUUCGGCGCUCCCCAUCCUGCCGCACCACAGGUUACCCCAUGUUGCUGCAGCACGGAGGAGGAGGAGGAGGAGAAACCUGGCUGCGUUUCCAGUCUGCUUGGCUGCGGGACGUCAUCUCGUCCGGUGGUCGCCUUUUGUUACGCUGUUUAAUUUCCCCCCGCUUUUUUUUUGUCGUUGUUAAUACCCAUCCAAAUAAAAACAAGAAUGGAACAAACAUGACCACACACUCCUCUUUUAGUGUUAUUAUUUCUUUUUUCCCCCUCUUUCUCACUUUGU